This is a messenger RNA of Nerophis lumbriciformis (worm pipefish), 608 nucleotides long. RefSeq names its product thioredoxin domain containing 17 (gene txndc17). NCBI's taxonomy places the organism in Eukaryota, Metazoa, Chordata, Actinopteri, Syngnathiformes, Syngnathidae. Gene Ontology annotation, molecular function: protein-disulfide reductase [NAD(P)H] activity. The record is from RefSeq and is a predicted model, not a curated record. Gene Ontology annotation, cellular component: cytosol.
AUUCUGACACUUCUAACUGCUCGCUGCUCGUCUGGUUGAAGCAUGGCGCGUUACGAAGAAAUACACGUGCGUGGCUACGCCGAGUUCUGCCAGGCAGUGUCGGAGAGGAAAGGCAAAGACUUGUUUGCAUAUUUCUGUGGCGAUAAAGACGCAGAGGGGACGAGCUGGUGUCCAGAUUGUGUGCGAGCUGAGCCCAUUUUAAAAGGAGAAAUGGGUCACCUGCCCGAGGGCUCCGUCUUCAUUUACUGUCAAGUGGGUGAAAGGAACUAUUGGAAGGAUCCAAGUAAUGACUUUAAGAGGACGCUGAAGCUGACUGGGGUGCCCACCCUCCUGCGAUACGGCACACCUCAGAAGCUGGUGGAGGAGGAAUGCUUCAAAGCCGAGCUGAUAAGGAUGAUGUUCACUGAAGACUGAAAGAACAUCAAGUUCAUCCUAAUAAGUCCAGAACAUUUGCUUUGUGCACUCAUUUCAUCAUUUUAAAACAUAUGAUCAACUAUAUGAUCAAAUAUAAGCACUUCAUUUUGUAUUGUAAUCUCAUCUUUGCUGAUUCCUUGCACAAGCUUUAAUAAAGUUGUUCUUGUACCUGCCAUGGUUUGCAGUGAGCACUA